AGAGGUGUGCGAGCUUGGGCUCUUCGUGGCCGAAUCCGAGGGUGGUGACGUUCGUGGGGAAGCUCGAGCCGGAUGGAUGCUGGGAUGACUGCAAGAAUUCGAGCAAGUCCAAGGUCUAGGCUCUGGCAGAUCUAGAUAGAAGUGGUCCGCUAGCUUCUGUUCAGUUGUAUAGCAGAUUUCAGCAGCCAAAUCCAUUCUCCACGGUAUCAUGAGCUUCGCGUUCUUUUGUUAGCUUGAAGACACAGUGUUGUGGGAGAGGCUUGGGCAAACUACAAAAUGUCGAUACACUCGAAAGUUUGCAUUGCGCCCAGGAACUGGCGAGCCCACUUUGCAAAUCUACGAUGGAACAAGCUGAUAUAUGAUCAGAUCAAUGGCAUUGAAAAAGGCGAGGAGACCACCAGUUUGCAGAGACCUUUGAAGCUGGGUAAACGAAAGAGCUUCCGGAAACGAUUGAGGUCCUUCAGAGUUCGGGUUUCUAGAAUCCGGAUUCGUGUCAAGAUUUCUCCCACGCUCUGGCUCAAGAAGUUUGCAGAUGCCUACGUGCAGAUGAUGGUUGGAGUCCAGGACCAACUCGGAAGCGGUGGAGGAUUAGUCAUGGGAUUUCACUCCAUGUAUCCUGCUAAGAGUCCUUAUCGUGUCGCGCAGUGACGAGCAUACAUACUUCCCCUUGUAUUAUAGCAUGUGCUCGAUCUCUCUGGAAGUGACAUCUUAUGAUGCAGAUUUGAAUCAGUGUACAGCGCCUCAAUUGGAGUAUGAAGGUUCCAAUGACAGCUCUCUUUUGUACAUAAUACCGUGAGGCACCAUUUUCUCUC
Marchantia polymorpha subsp. ruderalis is the source of this 812-nucleotide messenger RNA. Lineage: Eukaryota; Viridiplantae; Streptophyta; Marchantiopsida; Marchantiales; Marchantiaceae. The record is from the annotation of a GenBank genome assembly.